UACCCCAGCGCGGCAGUCCGAGCGGAUAAUACAAGGAAGGGGUGAGGCGGCCACGGGAUUGUUACUGUAGACCGACCUGUAUGUGAGGCCUCAGAGCAGUGAAAAAGGGUAAGCAUUCUUGGCCAUAGCGGGAGAAUUACGAUCUCCCCUACAUUUUCCCUGCUAGCGCGAUCUCAGAGGCGUCUCCACAACUUUCCAGGUUUUCCAAAACCUCUUCCAGCAUCUAGGCUGCAAAAAGCUCUACCCUGGCUCCUAGCCCCCAUUGCUCCAAACCCUCCUAACAGGGCUUGAGUUCAAAAGCCUACUAUACGCUACUGAGAACCUGCCCGUAUCUUUUCCAUCCCAUCCCUUUCCAUUUGCUUCCUUUCUCUCCAGUCUUCGAACUUCUCCUCUGUUCAACUGUCAAUUCCACAGAGAAUUGGUUGGUUCAGUUCGCAAGCGCACCCAAGCAAUCUGAGAGCGUGAUCACAAGACUGGAUGUCAUUUGCGUUUCCUGCAGCCCUGGACCACAUCUCUUUGUGAGCAGGUCGGGUCAAGGGACUAGUUGAAAAGAGGAGAGACCCAAAGCGCACAGACAUGGCCGAAUUUCAGGGAGCUCUUGCGGCGUCAGGCGACUGGGAGAUAGACGUGGAGAGCUUGGAGCUAGAGGAAGAGGGCCACGGAGCGCAGAUGCCGCCGCCGCCGCCGCCGCCGCCACUGCCUCCGCCAUUCACCCAGCCGCGUGAGUCCAGCUUCCUGCCAGCCAGCCGGGAAGCGGAGGACGAGGAAGAGGAUGAAGAUGAGGAAGAUGAGGAAGAUGAAGGAGAGGACGAAGGAGAGGGGGAAGACGAAGGGCCAUCCCCGACGGCGUCAAACUCACCCCAGAAGUCGGCGCAACUACUGGAGCAGAGCCCGGCCCCGCGGCGGCUGCCGCCCCAGCAGCCCCUGCAGGGACAGCCGGAGACUGCGGGAGAGCCCGAGCGAGGGGGCAGAGGCGGGGGAGAGCAGAGGAAAUUGAGCCGCACGCCCAAGUGCGCCCGCUGCCGAAAUCACGGCGUGGUGUCCUGCCUGAAGGGCCACAAGCGCUUCUGUCGAUGGCGGGACUGCCAAUGUGCCAACUGCCUACUGGUAGUAGAGAGACAGCGGGUCAUGGCGGCUCAGGUGGCACUCCGGAGGCAACAGGCCACCGAGGACAAGAAAGGGCUGUCUGGGAAACAGAAUAAUUUUGAACGCAAAGCAAUCUUUCAGAGACAAGUACGGGCACCUAGUUUGCUGGCCAAAAGCAUUUUGGAAGGCUAUCGCCCCAUUCCAGCAGAAACUUACUUAGGAGGAACUUCUACUUUGCCUCCCCCAGUGAGUGACAGGAUGAGAAAAAGACGAGCAUUUGCUGAUAAAGAAUUAGAAAACAUUAUGCUAGAAAGAGAAUUUAAAGAGAGAGAGAUGAUGGAAGCCACUCAAGCUGCUGCCUUAUUUCUGCCUAACCACAUGGUUCACGGACCCGAAUACAACAUCUAUAAAACUGCUUAUAACCCAACUGCGAUGGAAACUUCAAGCAAGGACUUUUGCAAUUUUUUGCCUACCUGUCUUGAUCUAACUAUGCAGUAUUCUGGAUCUGGAAACAUGGAACUGAUUUCUUCUAAUGUUAGUGUGGCUACUACCUACCGGCAGUAUCCUUUGUCUUCCCGGCUCUUAGUCUGGCCCAAAUGUGGGCCCAUUAGUGAUGCUCUUCUUUACCAGCAGUGCCUACUAAAUGCAACCACUUCAGUACAAACUCUAAAACCUGGGGCUAACUGGGAGUCUAAGGUGUCCCAAAUUCAAGAUGGACAAAAUAUUGAACGCAACGUGAUGUCAUCCAAAAUGGAAAACUCUCCAUUGUUAUCUUUUGCUCAUGAGAUCCAAACCUCCAGAAAUGAAAUUCAGUGUGCUCUUCAGGAAGUUCGUGAAAGAUCAGCUUUCUCCCCUCCCAAAAGAAAAUUUUCACAGAUCUCUGAUAAGGACUCUGUGUCUCCUCAAGAGCAUGUCUUAAACAAGAUCAACAAAGAAAGCAGGAGGCACCCUCUGCCACUCAAGUAUAAUCCAUUCCAUUCAUUAUUUCAGCAAACACUUAAUGACAAAUCAGGACCUGAGUUAAAAACACCAUUUGUCAAAGAAUCCUUUGAAGAGGUGGCUAAGAAACAUAGAGAGUGUUCAGUCAAAGAGAACCAGAAAUACAAAUUUACAAUAGACAGAUAUGCAAAAGACUUUUUUGUAGCCAAACAAGUUGGAGCGAAACUUUCCACAAAUGAACCUCUGUCAUUUUCUGUUGAAUCUAUUCUUAAGAGGCCUUCAUCAGCUGUCACUCAUGUCUCUCAAUGAACUAUUGCUUAAAAUGAAGACAUUAAACUUUUGACAUCUUACAGAACUUUUGCCAGCUACUAACUAUUUUUAAUGAAAAAAACUGUACAGAGGAAUUAAUGAUGUAAAUGAUGAUUUAAAAAUGUGUUCAUAUGUAUUCAUGUACCUUUUCUCAUUCAAAUAAAUAUAUUUAAAUCUAAAAACUGACAACCCACCUAGAUGCAAACUAUAAAGUGCUAUGUUUUAUACAGCAUUUCAAAAACAACAAUAAAAAUAAAAUUGCAAAUGAA
Molecule: messenger RNA, 2603 nt
Organism: Antechinus flavipes (yellow-footed antechinus)
Lineage: Eukaryota; Metazoa; Chordata; Mammalia; Dasyuromorphia; Dasyuridae
Gene: DMRT2
Product: doublesex and mab-3 related transcription factor 2
Exons: 4
Coding region: 577-2334 (585 amino acids)
Biological process (GO): regulation of transcription by RNA polymerase II; sex differentiation
Cellular component (GO): nucleus
Molecular function (GO): DNA-binding transcription factor activity, RNA polymerase II-specific; RNA polymerase II cis-regulatory region sequence-specific DNA binding
Source: RefSeq, a predicted model, not a curated record